CGACUUUGUGUUCCGAAGCUGGGGCGCGGUUUUGGAAAAUAGUGUGUCAGAGUGGACGUGCGGUUUUCCUAUCUGUGCUUAGGUACACUUGUUACCAAGCCGCGUUUGGCGCAGUGUCGCAGUUCGGAGCUUUCUCACGGCAUCCCCGAGAAGGACAAACCUUGGGCCCCGCUCACUCCAGAACUCAACCCCGAAAGGCAUUCUUGUGCUCGUCCAUUGGCUGACAACGCUGUAAUUCGGAAAAAAAAAAAAAAAAACCUGCUUUCCAACAUUUUCUUGGACAAUUACAGCAGAAAAAAAGAAUGUAUGUAUUUCCAAAGAUAUCUUUGAGACCUGAAGUUGAAAACUAUCUCAAAGAGAGCUUUUUGAACGAGGAGGUUGUGUCUGCUUCAAGCCAACAGGAAGCAGAAAGGAACUUUGAGACUCUGCUGCUUCGCCUGUCACACCCUCCGUUGUUCACGACUGUCAGAGUGAAUACGAAUUUAAGCUCAGUUGAGCAUGUCAGAGGUCUGCUGCUUGGAGAGCUUCAGAAGCAGUUCGGUGGAUCCAGCAUUCCCGUUCUUCAGCAUCCAGCCCUCCCGGAUGUUCUACUCAUUCCCAUGACUGGACCAAGGAAGAAUAUAGAAAGACAACAGUGUGAAGUGAUUGUUGGUGCACAGUGUGGCAAUGCAGUAUUAAGAGGGGCCCAUGUCUAUGUUCCAGGAAUUGUGUCAGCUUCAAAGUUUAUGAAAGCUGGAGAUGUCGUUUCCGUGUAUUCUGAUAUUAAAGGGAAAUGUAAGAAAGGAGCCAAAGAGUUUGAUGGAACUAAAGUAUUUCUGGGAAACGGAAUUUCUGAACUAAGCCGCAAAGAUAUCUUCAAUGGGUUACCUGAUCUGAAGGGUAUAGGCAUAAGAAUGACAGAACCCAUAUAUCUCAGUCCCUCAUUUGACAAUGUUCUAUCUGGUUAUAUAUUUUUACAGAAUUUGCCAUCUACGGUUGUAGCUCAUGUUCUUGAUCCUCAACCUGGAGAGAAGAUUCUAGAUUUGUGUGCAGCACCAGGGGGCAAAACUACACACAUUGCAGCACUGAUGCACGACCAGGGAGAAGUAAUAGCAUUGGACAAAAUACUGAGUAAAGUGACAAAAUUAAAGCAGAACGCUUCAUUAUUAGGACUGCAUUCUAUCCGGGCGUUUUGCUUUGAUGCAACAAAGGCUCUUAAGCUGGAGGUGAUGGACGGCGUAGACGGGGCACCUCCAUUCUUACCAGAAUCUUUUGACCGAAUUCUCCUUGACGCACCCUGCAGUGGACUGGGACAGAGGCCAAAUAUGGCUUGCACUUGGACUUUGAAGGAAGUGACAUCCUAUCAGCCACUGCAGCGAAAACUCCUUAAUGUGGCGGUUCGACUCCUGAAGCCAGGGGGUGUGCUGGUUUACAGCACGUGCACAGUAACUCUGGCAGAAAACGAAGAGCAAGUCGCCUGGGCCCUCAGAACAUUCCCCUGCCUUCAACUGCAACCCCAGGAACCCCAGAUCGGAGGAGAAGGGAUGCUGGGAGCUGGCCUGUCACUGGAGCAGCUGAAACAGCUGCAGCGCUUUGACCCGUGUGUUGUGCCUCUGGAGAGCAUGGACACGAACUCUCUUGGAGGUGCCAGAAGGGAAGACGUGAUUUGGCUGGCCAACAAGGAUUGUAUAGGCUUCUUUAUUGCAAAGUUUCUAAAAUGUCAAAGCACAGAAAGGAAGGUUUCUCGGAAAUGAAAAUCCUGAAUGCUGUCUGCGUGUGGUGCUGUUUCUUACACCAAAAUGUUGUCAAGCCAACGGAGUGAUGGCACAGUUGCUCAGGAAACAGGAUAUGCUAGCAGCUCCCCGGAUUAGGAGCAGUGUGUAUAUGUGGCCCUGGGGAAGGGAGGGCUAGUAAAGCAAAAUCGGCCUCAUGCUUCCUGAGAGGGAAGGAGGAGUCGCCUGGGGUCUGGAACACACUUUCAGCACUAACUCAUCAGUAUUGGUCUUUCUAAUGUGAAAAAAGAGUUUAAAAACAAAAGAAUAAACCUCUAAACCUUCCAA
Molecule: messenger RNA, 2039 nt
Organism: Rattus rattus (black rat)
Lineage: Eukaryota; Metazoa; Chordata; Mammalia; Rodentia; Muridae
Gene: Nsun6
Product: NOP2/Sun RNA methyltransferase 6
Exons: 11
Coding region: 303-1733 (476 amino acids)
Biological process (GO): RNA methylation
Molecular function (GO): RNA binding; methyltransferase activity
Source: RefSeq, a predicted model, not a curated record